Molecule: messenger RNA, 983 nt
Organism: Drosophila suzukii
Lineage: Eukaryota; Metazoa; Arthropoda; Insecta; Diptera; Drosophilidae
Product: angiopoietin-related protein 2-like
Source: RefSeq, a predicted model, not a curated record
UUAGUCUUUAUAAGAUUUCGUGAACGAUGCUACUGCGAGUUAUAUUUACGCUGUUAAUUUUAAAAGCGUCGGCCAGCCAAGUAUCAAGACAAGUGUGUUCUCUAAACUCGGUUUGUAACAAUGUUGAAUCGAUUGAUUCACAACUGUAUCCUAUACGAAUGGAGCAAAUGCGCCUAGGAAAUUUGUUGGAAGACUUGGACAGAAAAAUUGAAACUUUUCUAAACAGAGUCAAUCCGUUGCCCUCCAGCUGUUAUGGAGCUUUAAAGGACACACAAAACCGUUCCAUUCGCACGAUACUUGUGCCGGAGUACAGUGAAAACACUUUUGAAGUGGCCUGCGAUCAGUUCAGAAUGGGAGGAGGUUGGACCAUUAUUUUGCGACGAACGGAUGGAAGUGAGAACUUUUACCGCGAAUGGAAUGAUUACAAAAAUGGAUUUGGAAAUUUGAGCAAUGAGUACUUCCUGGGCUUGGACAAACUGCACGCCAUGACCAAUAAUCAGCAGCAGGAACUCCUGGUUGUUUUGGAAAAUGAGCAGGGGAAGCAGGCCUAUGAAUUGUUCAGCAACUUUAGAAUUGGAUCAGAGAGCAGUGGUUACACCUUGGAAACUGUGGGAACUCCUUCUGGAGACGCCGGCGAUUCACUUACCCCCCACUUGUUCAUGAAGUUUUCUACUAAAGAUCGCGAUAACGACAUAUACCCCAAGGAACAUUGUGCGCAAUCUUAUACAGGCGGUUGGUGGUACAAAUCGCGUCAUUACAGCAAUCUAGCAGGGCAUUAUGGUGAUAAUACGCAAAAAGGCGUAAUCUGGUAUAACUUUGGUGGAUAUUCAAAAUCUAUGCGGCGUGCAACAAUGAUGAUCCGUCCAAAAACUAAUUAAAUGAAAUGUUAACUAAAUCUAUAGCACCUAAAUCAAAAGAUGUAAGAAAGUAAAUAAAUAUAAAAAAGUCAUUGAGACUGAGACCGAGAUCUCGGCGUUUAAACA